GCGCACAAGCCGCGCUCUGUGAGGUCACGUCUAGGCUCCGCCUCUUAGGCGGAGCCAAUCGCGGCUGGGGAGGGGCCUCCAAAGGGGCGCGCCUGCGCGCGGCCAGGCGGCGCGAUGGACCCAGUCCAUCCCAGUCCCCCUACUCAGGCGCCGCCGCCACCGCCACCGCCACCGCCAGUGGUGAGGCCGCGGGUGAAUUCUGAGGAGGAGCUCUACGACUGCCUUGAUUACUACUACCUGCGCGACUUCCCGGCUAGUGGGGCCGGGCACUCCAAGGGUCGGACGCGGCGCGAGCGGGAGCUGCGCACUAAUUGGCCAGUGCCUGGUGGCCACGAGCGCAAAGUCACACAGAAGAUCCUCAACGGCCAGCGCAAGCGUCGCCAGUGCAAGCUGCUGCCCCGGCCGCGGACUCGCCUCACCUGAUACCGAAAGACCUGAUAAAAGUAUUUUCUCUGACUCCAGCUGUAACUGUGGUCCUAAGCGGGAGAGAGAAUCCAUGUUGGUCAACAGAUUUGUUUCCGACAUCGCUUAAGUUUAAUGCUUCAGUAUCUUUUCCUUACUGGUAGUUAAUUAAGUGACAUCCAAGUGGGUAUGCCUUUUUAGGGUUUUUAAUUAAAAGAGCAGCAGCAAGAGUGGCAUUUUAACUCUUGGGGAGGGGGUUGGUUGCUAUGGCAACUCGUUUCACGUCUAAAAAUAUUUGCGUUCUGUGUAAAGAAAAGAUCACAAACAUGAAAGGUGGGAGGAGAACAAAGAUAGGCAUUUGUGCAAGAUUUCAACUCAAGUAUCAAAGGCUACUGUGCAUGUCUAAUAUUUGUUUUCCAAGAAAAGAGUAUUUUCAAUUGUAAUAGUGUCUGUUGAACUUAGUUGCUAGGUUCUCUGCACUGCAGAUCCCACAACAAUCCUUUGAGGUAGACGCUGUUAUUUCCAUUUUAUUUUAUAGAGAGGAAUCUUUUUUAAAAGAUUUUACUUAUUUUAGAGAGGGGAAGGGAAGGAGAGAAGGAAACAUCAGUGUGGUUGCCUCUCCAGCGCCCCCUACUGGGGACCUGGCCUGCACCCCAGGUAUGUGACCUGACUGGGAAUCAAACCAGUGACACUUUGGUUGGAAGGCCGGCACUCAAUGCACUGAGCCACAUCAGCCACGGCUAUAGAGAGGAUUCUUGAGGAUCAGAAGUUCUCACAACUUUCCAGAGAUCACACAGCUGGUUAGAAAGAAGAUGGAUAUAACAUACUUUUGCAUCACAAUUUUCCUCAACUGCAUACAAUCUUCUGUGGUUCAGAACCACCCACAAAUUCCAACUCCAAGGAUAAGAGCUGAGUUUUAGUUUUAAAAUUAUGCAGAAUAUAGCAGGGUAGCUUUCCUUUUAUCUUCAGUCCGCCUACAGUCAGGCCUCUGCACCCAGUUUUGAGUCCUUGGAGAGGAGAGAAUAGUGUGAAAUGGCAGGAGCAACCUUAGUAUUAAUCCCAACUAUGACUGACCACCGCACUGGUGGUCAGCAAACUUCUGAGUGGCAACUCCUUUCAAGUUUCACCAAACUUCAGGUUUCUCAUUUGUAAAAUGGGAGUAAUAUUGGAUUACCUUGCCAAACUGGAUUAUAGAUAAAAUAUAGGAAACAUCCAACAGAGUUGAGGGUCUGACACAUAAUAGGUGCACAGUAAGUGGUAAUUAUUUUUAAGUUUACAGAACACAAUCCCUCUUCCUUUCUCUGUGGGCACAGCCUUACAUUAUUUCAUUCACUACAUUAAUUCUUUUAAAACAUCUCCAACAUCAGGCAGUACGGUAUGGUAGGAAUCCUGGCUUUGGAGUAAACUACUGACGGGCAAGUUGCUUAAACUUGGAUCUACCUGAAGACCGUUUUAAUCAUAUAAAAUCAUCAACCUAACAGGAUAAAAGGCCUAGAUUCUCACAUUGUGCUGGAAUUUCUUAAAAUUUGAUCCACAAUUUCCAAAAACACUGACCCUUAACAUAUCCGUCCUCACCAUAAUUCUGAUUUUUUCAUUUAAAUCUGUGCUGUCCUAUUUAGCAUGCCCUUCCCCCUUUACAAUUUUAAUCCUGAAACUAAUUUCACCUAUAUUUAUUUAAAUGGCGCUUUUUUCCUGAAGUUUUCACCACAUUGAAAGUCCAUUCCUUUCAAAUUCUAUAGUACUUCAUGUAAGCACCAUUUAACUACUUUUUCAUAUAGUAUUUUGUAUUUUUAGGUGAACAGUUAAAAAAUGCAUUCAUUCUUUUUGUCUGAUAUGUGCAAGGCACUGUAUAUAAGUAUGUCUUAGUUAUUUAAAAAAAUCUACCUUUAGAGUAUAAUAUUUCAAACAUUCUCAGUUCCUAUACAAUUCCUGCUGUGUAGCACACCCAGACAGACAUAAGCCAUGUUAAAGCAACCCUAAUGUGUUCUAUUGGGUUGGCCAAAAAGUCUAUUUAGCUUUCUCCAUAAAGACAUGUUUUUCAUUUUCUCCAAUAACUUGAUUGAUUUGGGUAUUUUUAGUAUGUCAGCCAUCUCUCCCACAUGGUAUGACAUUGACUGUUCUCAAUUAAUGUCUCAAUUUGAUCACUAUCAACUUUGACUGGUCUACUUGACUGUGGAACAUCGUCCAGCAAGAAAGCUCCAGCACAAAACUUUGCAAACCACUUUUGACACAUUUCAAUAAGUCACAGCACCUUCUCCAUACAUUGCACAAAUCUUUCUUUGCAUUUCAGUUGCACUUUUACCUUUUUUGAAAUAAUAAAGCAUAAUACACCAAAAAUGUUGCUUAUUCUAUUUUUAAUAUUAAAAUGGCUACACAAAAAGUCACCAAUUUGGUUUUUUUUAAUGCAUUCUGAUAUGAAAGCUGUCACAAUCCAACCUAACAAUUGUUUCAAAUGAAGUUAAAGACAACUAAGUGCUACUAGAGCCAUCUGAUGGAAAAAAACAAACUUUUUGGCCAGCCUAUCAAUUUUUCUCAUUUUUAGAUACUAUAAUGUUUACAAUUUAAAUAUGGUAACUAGAAAUUGUGAGUUAGUUAUUUAUUGCUGUGUAAUAAAUUAUUCCAAAACCUACUGGCUUAAAAGAAAGAAUAAUUAACGCAGUUUCUGUGGGACAAGGAUUCAAAGUAGCUUAAUUGGGUGGUCCUAACUCAGCCAUGAGGUUGCAGUCAAACUGAGACCAGUCAUCAGAAGGCUGCUUCCAAGUUUGCUUACUCACGUGGUUGUUGGCAGAAGGUCUCACUUCCUAGCUACAUGAGACUCCAUAGGCUGCUUGAGUGUCCUCACAUGUGACAGCUGGCUUUCCCCAGAGUUAAGUGAUCUGAGUGAACAGAGGAAGCCACAAUAUCUUUUAAGACCUAGUCUCCAAAGUUGCAUACCAUCACUUUUGCUUUUUU
Phyllostomus discolor (pale spear-nosed bat) is the source of this 3354-nucleotide messenger RNA. It is a transcript of the gene NUPR2, whose product is annotated as nuclear protein 2, transcriptional regulator. The record is from RefSeq and is a predicted model, not a curated record. Gene Ontology annotation, cellular component: nucleus. The transcript is spliced from 2 exons. Gene Ontology annotation, biological process: negative regulation of cell cycle; regulation of transcription by RNA polymerase II; negative regulation of cell population proliferation. Lineage: Eukaryota; Metazoa; Chordata; Mammalia; Chiroptera; Phyllostomidae. The coding region runs from base 115 to 423 and encodes 102 amino acids.